Corvus hawaiiensis (hawaiian crow) is the source of this 5677-nucleotide messenger RNA. It is a transcript of the gene IFNGR1, whose product is annotated as interferon gamma receptor 1. Gene Ontology annotation, molecular function: cytokine receptor activity; cytokine binding. The transcript is spliced from 7 exons. Gene Ontology annotation, cellular component: membrane. Lineage: Eukaryota; Metazoa; Chordata; Aves; Passeriformes; Corvidae. The record is from RefSeq and is a predicted model, not a curated record. The coding region runs from base 85 to 1398 and encodes 437 amino acids.
GCAGGCGCCGCAGCGGCCAGGGCGGAGCGGAGGUGCUGGGGCUUCACGAGCGGGGCGGCCUCCGCUCGCUCCCCACCAGGCGCCAUGUGGGUGCCGCUGUCCCUCCUGGCUCUCGCGGCGCUGCUGGGGCCGCGCCGGAGCGCGGCUUCCCAGGGGGAGCAGCCGCCCGCAGUGCCUUCACCAACAGAGAUUGUAGUAACAUCCGAAAAUUUCAAAACAGUUUUGCAUUGGCAGUACCCAUCUGUGCCUGAAACGCCUCGUUUUAUUGUGGAAAUCAAGCCUUACAAUUUAGGUUACUAUAAGAACGUCUCAACCUGUGUGAACACUUCAGCUCAUUUUUGUGAUCUCUCAGAGGAAAUAUGUGACCCUUAUUUAUCUCACUGGCUUCGAGUUAAAGCUUUUGUUGGGUCACAACAGUCUGAAUAUGUCGAGGCAAAUGAGUUUAUUUUGCAAAGGCAUGGAAAAAUAGGACCGCCAAAACUGAAUCUCUCAAGACAUGGUGAUAAAAUUGUGGUUGAUAUUUACCAUCCUGAAUUCCCUCUUUCUUGUAUUGAAGACAUUUAUUCAAGGCUUGAGUACUUGGUGAGUGCUCGGAAUAGUAAAAAUGAGACUGAAGAGUUCUACGAGGACAACUGUACAAUGCAUAAGUGUAGCCUCAAAAUCCCAGUUCCUAAUGAAAGUUCCACAUACUGUGUUUCAGCAGAAGGACGUUUUGAUGAUCUGAUGGUUGGCACUCCAUCAGAGGAAAGCUGCAUUCCUGUUCCUCUCAAGCAGACACUGAGUAUACAUUUUAUCAUCAUUCUGUGUGUUGUUAUUGGGACCUUGACUAUAAUAGCAAUGGUAUACUGUGGCUGCAAGAAACUGAGGAAAAGGAACAUAAAGCUGCCUAAGUCUUUGGUCAAUGUGAUGAGAAAUCUGAGCACAGGUGCCUUACUGGGACCAAAAUCAGAGGGGAAGUAUAUAUCCGUAAUUAGCUUCCCAUCAGGUCACUCGGAGUUGCCAGUGAACGGUGAAGUAACAUUGCUGGAGAUAGAGCCAGAAGAAGAAGCUGUUAGUCCUGUGACUUCCUGUGACGGAGACCCUGCUGUCUCUUCCCCAGAGGCACCACCCAAGGUAGAAGAGGUGCCUGUGCAGGAAAGCACAGAGGAGGUAUCUUCUGAUGCUGAUGAACAAAAUUGUAAAGUAAAAGAGAGUUACUUCAUUUCUGGCAGUAGCCAAAUGGAUACAUGCAGUAAGUCUUCAGGGGCAGAGAUUUCUACCACAGAAACACAGCAAACAGUCAUCCCAAGCAGCUGCUUCAAGUUUUCUGGCUAUGACAAGCCUCAUGUUCCAUUAGAUGUGUUAAUGAUAGAUGUUGGUGAAGAACAGCCUGUGAAUGCUUACAGGCCAACUGAGUAACCAGAAUAACUGAAGUAUUUAACCACAACUCAGAAAGAAUAGCAUUACUGAAGGUUAUGGAAAGUCUGGGUAAAAUUGUGAACAUCUACAAGUCAUACUUGUUCUGCUCAGUUGACAAUUGAAAGUAGUACCUGAAAAUGACAUAAAAAGUGUGGGGAAGUUUCAUAAUAACCACUUUUAGAAAUGCCUUUUUAUAUGACAUAACUCAUUGUUUCCUAUUUGAAAUAGUGCUGUGUUUUUUUAACAAUACUCUAUAGAAAACAUAGCAUUGACUAUAAAACAGCAACUGUACCAUUAUUCACUUCUGCCUCAAAUCCUUUUUCAAAGUCAGUUCAAUGAAUGUAAUGCUUAAGAAAUCCUUCACUUGAUUAAGAUAGACAUGUGCAAGAAUUGAGAGUUUUUACCAUUAUUGGAGGUAUCCUCUUGCUUAUCUUCCUCUCUUGAAGAGUAUUUUUAUAUUAAAUUAGGUGCUACUAUUUCUUUUAAGUAAGACUAGGCCUAUAAGCUCUUCCUGUAAAUCUUAAGAAUUUGAUUCCAUGUCAAAGAAUUAAGAAGUAAUGGCCAUAAACUAAGAAUACAGGUUUGCCUCAACAUGAGGAAGAACUCCCUUACAUUGAGGGUGGCUGGCAGAGCACUGGAGGAGGCUGCUCGAGGAGGUCACGGAGUCUCCCUCUCCGAAGGCGUUCAAAACCCACCUGGACACAUUCCUGUGUCACCCACUCUCGGUGACCUUGCCUUGACAGGGAGUUGGACUAGAUGAUUUCUAGAGGUUCCUUCCAACCCUAAAAAUUCUGUGAAAGUACCAGUUAUUUGUAGGCUUUGCUGUUACUUGAGUACAGCAGCAUCCAUUUGGAUCACCUAGUGACGUGAGUAACCAUGUCACGUUCUGGAUAACUCCAGAAUGUAUUAGCAAGCUGACUGAUCAUCACCGAAGGAAAAAAAAAAAAGUCUGAUGGAUGGUUGCACAAAUUCUUUAGAAAAUGUUUUCAAAAUUCAAAAGCCUGUUUUUUUCUGGGGCAUUUUAUCCUAAUAUUUAAAACAAUAUAUUCUUUAAACAGAAAUCAAUAGAAUUUUUUCCAAGCAUGUUUUCUAGCAGGAUGAAAAUCACUGCCAUUUCCCCCCCCUUUUAAUAACAUAACUUAGGAACUACAUAAAAUCACCCUCCAAAAGUAUGUUUCAAGACAAUAGAAAAAUAGUGUGGUUAAACUGUACUUCAUAAGUUUUAUUGUCAUCUGACAGCCUUCUGAAUUCUGUAUCAUAGAGAUUGUAGUUUUGAAAACUGGGGAAUAAGAAUUUUAUAGCUUUAUAUUGAAAUGCAUGUAAUCCAUUUAUUUCCCUUUGGUCAAGAUUUGAUAGGUAUUUUUUAUUCAUAGGAAAUGUUUAGAGCAAUCAUUAAUGAAGUUUAGUUCAGGAAAAAAAAGAACACUUUACGGGUACAAGUUGGUCCAUUUACACAAAAUUGUGGUUUUGUUUUAAAAGGUGUUUUUAUAGGAUUAUCAGACUUGUUAGUAUGUUACAGCAGGUGGUUUUAAAGGAAAACCAGUACUUCUGUCCGUACAUUUCUCAGUGCCAUGAGUAUUCUUAAGGUGAAGUUAGUUUGUACAGCAGUUUCAGGAGUGCUUCCAUUCUUGUAUAUAUCAAGAUAUUGACCACAAAGAUACAAAAGAUUUAAAGACAAUAGCUAUUUUUUCCCAUCUCUACUCACAGGAAGGUAACAGAUUGGUUAGCAGGGUUUUGAUAAUUUUAGGAAAAGCCAAAUUAAGCAGGUGAAUUUUGUAGUUAUGGUGUCAUGGAAAGCCCAAUUAGUAGUUGUUAGCUGGCUGUGAUCUGUUUCUGCAUUAUAUUCAAAUGUAGUGAGAUCCCCCUAGCAACUUUUCCAAUGUCAUGUUCUGGGUUAAGUUCCUAGAAGGCAGUGCUUAGUGACUUUCUGCUUAGGAUGCGCUAAUGUGUAGGUCUUGCCAUGGCAAAAGUGCAGAAAAUAACUCUCUUGGUGUUACAAGAAGGCUUUUUUAAAGUCGGGAUUAAUUGCACUGAAGCUCCUAGCAGGCUGUCUACUAAGUACAUGAGCAGCUGUGUCUUGUGCAGAGAUUGGAGUUGAUGUAAUUUCUUCCUGAGUUUGGAGGUUUGUUGAUGAAUAUGAAUUGCAAGAAAUACCUCAGGAAUUUAUAAACGUCAGGUAAGUGUUUAAGUUGAACUUGGCUCUGAAGGGAUAGAGAGGGCAUUAGAAACUGUGAAGUUAAUCUUGUUUUAUGGGAAGAAGUUUCUGGUCAGACAAUCUGCUGAGUUUUCUUUGCAACUGCUCAGAGUGCUUAACCUUGCACUUGGUAGCUUGUUUUCCUUCUGUCAGUUUUGUCCAAAAAAUAAGUAGGAUGUUGGUGUUCUCCAAGAAGGUCAGGAAUUAGCUCUGGCAGUUGUUGGAUCUGAUAUAUCUGCCUCAAAACUAAGAUUCUGUCAGAAGCAUGUAAUUUUUUUAAAAAUUAGAUUUGCAUUCUUAACAGUGCAUCAGGAAACCCUGGUGGUGUUAGAACUAAGAGUCAGCAUCUUAGAUUUGUCUGAGCUAAGUGUUCCGUUGUUCUGGAAGAUUUUCCUUUGCUGACACACUGGAAGAGGAAUGCAGAUAGACACAUUUUAAAACCAAGUGACUUUCUCAGAUUCUUCUCUCUUUCCCCUGCAAUACAACUACAUUGUACAUUUUUCUGAAUCUUUCAAAUAACGUGGAGUGAAAUGUGAAUGAAAGGACCCAGCCAGGAGCUGGGAUAUCAUUAAGAACAGUGAUGUUGAGAUCAAUAAGAAGUGACACAAAAAUAUAUCAUAAUAUGUGGGAAAAAUGUGGCAUGGCAGAUAGUCGUGUAUGGGAAAGGCAGUGUUAUUUUAUAAGCUGAAAAUCAAAACCAGUGGAAUGAGUGCUUUGUACUAUAUCACGUGUAUAUAUCUUUACACACACACAACAGAAAUAUCUGCUCUUGAAAUACAGCAUGGUUAAAUGUACUUUUUAAUCAAAAUUUGUGAACCUUAACUACAAAAACCACUGAAUUAGCACCAUCCCUGCAGUCUGUCUUCUCUGUGCUUCAUACUUAACUAGUGGCACAGGGAUAGUGUAGAUGCUUAAAUUGCUCAGGCCAGCUUACAGCUUUUGUAAUUGUGAAAUAAAAAAGUUUAAGGGUGUGCAAAGCACAGGAUUCUUUUACUAGCUGUGACUAGCUGAAAAUGUGAGGCCACAGUGAGACAAGGAUGUGUUUCUGGGUCAGUAACCUGUUACCACCAGUCCUGCUUCCAGCAGUUGCCAGUAGUGGUAUUGAGAGCUUAAGAGUAGGGCAAGUCAUGGUGGUAAUCUCGGGAUACAGUCCAGUAGCUUCCAGUGUGAGAACUUCUUGGGAUGGGAAUGGAAAUACCUUUCCAGCUACAGGUAGUUAGCCAUGCUUUUACAGUCCUGUAAUACCAAAUAUCUGAGCAAUGUGGCUGGGAACCUGUCAGGUAGUAUUUAUCUAUACCUUUUCACCUAAUUGAGUUAGUUUAAUUGAUUAAUAUUCUUGUGAUGAAGUUGUUUGCUUGAGCUUCUGGAUAUUCAUACAUAGCACCUUGAUCCAGAAUAUGAAAGUGCCUAACAUUUAUACAUUCAAAAUCAUUUAAUUCAUUCAUGCCUUUUACAGACCUGUCAGCUAUCCAGUAUGACACACUUAGAAGGUUUUGACACUUCAAACCUUUUCAGCUGAUUUUUACUCUUGUCCUGGCUGCUUAGCAUUCCUCCCUCUCUCCUGAGGAUGAUUUGGGUGAUGAUGUAAUAUAAGACUCCAAAACAUUAUAUCCUGUGAAAGAGAACUUCACAAAAUUUCUAAGAACUUCAGUUCUUGUUCUUGAGUGGACAUUGUAAUUUUUUAUUAUUAGAUCUGCAAUUAACAGUGAAGUAUUGCAGCAGUACUGCAUGCUGGCACAGAAACAUCAAAUCUGCUUUUGUGUGGUUUUCCAUGUAAGUCAGUAAUUAGUUUUAAAAAAAAAUUGUCAAAUCUACUAACAUCUGUGGAAACAAGACACCAUGUAAAGUCCCAGUUGCCUGGAACAGACUUCCAUAUUUUUAUGUAAUCCUUCACUAGAAGAUUGCAGAAAAAGAAACUUGCAUGAGAAAACCUGUUUUUCUCAGGGUUAGGAAUAACCACCAGUUGCUUUGAAGUGCUUCCAUGUAAACAUGGAAGUAUUGAGUAUUAAUAAGUAAGAGAUGUUGUACUUGGUCCAAAUUAAUAGUUUUAGCGUGUCUUAAAAAAACCAAAAACCCAAAAAGCAA